Molecule: messenger RNA, 519 nt
Organism: Babesia bigemina
Lineage: Eukaryota; Apicomplexa; Aconoidasida; Piroplasmida; Babesiidae
Product: sedlin, N-terminal conserved region family protein, putative
Exons: 1
Coding region: 1-519 (172 amino acids)
Biological process (GO): endoplasmic reticulum to Golgi vesicle-mediated transport
Cellular component (GO): TRAPP complex; cytoplasm; nucleus
Source: RefSeq, a predicted model, not a curated record
AUGGCCGAUUUGGAGCCGGUCUCGGCGCCGGACGCGUACGCUACGGAGCCGAAGUCGAAGAUCCUCGUGCUGAUAAUCGUCAGCCGGGACGACCGGCCGCUGCUGAUUCAAGACCUCUCGACUCCCGGUUGGCGGCCCGACCCGCCACACCUCGCUUCGUUCGUCGCACACCAGGCGCUGGACGUGAUCGACGAGCUGGUGUGGACCAACCCUUCCAUGUACCUGAAGGAGGUGGAUGUGUUCGACUGUCUGGCUGUGUGGGCGUUCGUGAGCACGAGCCACGUCCGCUUCCUGUUGGUGACGCGCGCUGCUACGUGGACGCUGCCUGCGUCUGCCGCUGGGCAGUCGACGCCGCUCCCGCCGCCGCCGUCGUGCGACUCGGUCCGGGCCUUUCUGAAGGAAGUGCACGAGCUGUACUGCAAGUACCUAUACAACCCGCUCUACCCACCGAACGGGCUCAUCGUCUCACGCGAGUUUAACCUGCGCGUGCAGCGCAUCGCAAAGAAACAUCUGAUUUAA